AUGGCGCCAGUCACCCUCCCCGAGCCAUUCGCUAGCAUCCCGAAAUCAGACUUCCUGUUCGGUCCGUCAGCAGUCCAUCACCUGCCGAGAAUAUCAGAGGCCCUGGGGGGAAAGGUUGCCAUCUGGGCGAAGAGAGAAGAUUGCAAUUCCGGAAUCGCCUUUGGAGGAAACAAGACGAGGAAACUGGAAUAUCUGGUGCCCGAGGCUCUUGCGCAAGGAUGUGAUACUUUGAUCAGUAUCGGAGGAGUGCAAAGUAACCACACACGACAAGUGGCCGGCGUUGCGGCGAAGCUGGGUCUCAAGGCGAAACUGGUGCAAGAGCAUUGGGUCGACUGGGCGGACCCCGGGUACGAGAAAGUCGGCAACAUCCAGCUCUCCCGCCUGAUGGGUGCCGCGCCCCGUCUGGACCCCUCGGAGUUCGGCAUCGGCCACAAGCAGACGCUCGCGAACCUUACCAAGGAGGUCAUCGAGGAAGGCGGGAAGCCGUACUACAUCCCGGCCGGAGCUUCCGACCACCCUCUCGGAGGCCUUGGCUUUGCACGCUGGGCGUUCGAGGUUGCGGAGCAGGAGAAGGAGCUGGGGGUCUUCUUCGAUACCGUGCUGGUGUGUGCCGUUACGGGCAGUACCUUCGCCGGUAUGAUCGCCGGAUUCAAGCUUCUUGAGAAGAAUGGGGCACCAAAGAGGCGGGUGAUCGGCAUUGACGCUUCUGCCAAGCCGAAAGAGACUCGUGAUCAGGUCUUGCGGAUCGCGAAGUUCACAGGUGUCAAGAUUGGGUUGAAAGACGAGGAUAUCACUGAGAAGGAUGUCGAGUUGGACGAGAGAUAUCACGAUGGGUGCUACGGUAUUCCCGGGGAGAUGACCAAGAACGCCAUGAAGUUUGGUGCUGAGACAGAAGGGUUCAUCACUGACCCCGUGUAUGAGGGGAAGAGUCUGGCGGGAAUGAUGGACAUGGUGAAGAAUGGCGACAUCAAGGCUGGAAGCACCGUCUUGUAUGCGCAUCUGGGUGGACAGUUGGCAUUGAACGCUUACUCGGGUCUGUUCGAAUAG
Drepanopeziza brunnea f. sp. 'multigermtubi' MB_m1 is the source of this 1047-nucleotide messenger RNA. RefSeq lists its product as uncharacterized. Gene Ontology annotation, molecular function: D-cysteine desulfhydrase activity; pyridoxal phosphate binding; 1-aminocyclopropane-1-carboxylate deaminase activity. Lineage: Eukaryota; Fungi; Ascomycota; Leotiomycetes; Helotiales; Drepanopezizaceae. Gene Ontology annotation, biological process: amine catabolic process. The record is from RefSeq and is a predicted model, not a curated record.